Messenger RNA from Raphanus sativus (radish), 3235 nucleotides. Its product is annotated as vacuolar-sorting receptor 5. The transcript has 15 exons. The record is from RefSeq and is a predicted model, not a curated record. Lineage: Eukaryota; Viridiplantae; Streptophyta; Magnoliopsida; Brassicales; Brassicaceae. The coding region runs from base 174 to 2045 and encodes 623 amino acids. Gene Ontology annotation, molecular function: calcium ion binding.
AACGAUGAAACAGAGAGGUUCGGACAAUUUCGUAGUUGCAGAGUCAUGGUAGCUCCGCUGACUCUACCAAGUCAUCCUCUCUUCCGCAUUCGUUAGCUUCAGUUCAUCUUUCUCUCGGUCAAACACAGAAACUUGAGACACCAACCAGUUCUGUUGCUGUCGGGAAGUCAACAAUGUCUCCGAGCAACAAAGAAACGGUCUUGACUCUGUUUCUAGCGUUGACUAUGGUGGUCAACGUUGCCUCAUCGAGAUUCUUCGUGGAGAAGAGCAGCGUGACGGUCCUUAACUCCUGGGAAAUGAAAGCUAAGCACGACGCAGCCAUCGCAAACUUUGGCAUCCCAAGUCACGGCGGUUUCAUGAUCGGCUCCGCCGUGUACGCAGGCCAAGGCGCUUACGGAUGCCAUCCGUUGAACAAUACCUUCAAGCCCAAGUCUCCUUAUCCGACCAUCCUCAUCAUUGACCGUGGAGUGUGUAACUAUGUUUUGAAGAUAUGGAACGGGCAACAAGCCGGUGCAGCAGCUGUUCUGUUAGCAGAUAACAUUGUUGAGCCAUUGAUAGCAAUGGACUCACCAGAGGAAUCUCAACAUGAAGAUCUUGGCUUUACAGCAAAAAUCAAGAUCCCAUCAGCUUUGAUCCUUAGCUCUUUCGGAGAUAGCCUCAAGAAAGCUCUUAACAAAGGCGAAGAAGUAGUUCUGAAGAUAGACUGGAGUGAGUCAAUACCAAACCCUGAUGAGAGAGUUGAGUAUGAGCUGUGGGCUAACACUAAUGACGAAUGUGGUGUGCACUGCAACGAACAGAUGAGUUUCAUGAGAAACUUCAAAGGAACGGCUCAGAUUCUUGAAAAAGGUGGUCACGCUUUGUUCACACCUCAUUACAUUUCUUGGUUUUGUCCCCAAGAGCUUCGACGUAGCAGGCAGUGUAAGAGUCAGUGUAUAAACCAAGGGAGGUACUGUGCUCCUGACCCUGAGCUGGACUAUGAAGAUGGAUAUAAUGGGAAAGACGUUGUUUAUGAGAAUCUGAGACAGUUGUGUGUUCACAAAGUAGCUAAGGAGAAGAAUAGUUCUUGGGUGUGGUGGGAUUAUGUGACAGAUUUUAACAUAAGGUGUUCUAUGAAGGAGAAGAAAUAUAGUAAAGAAUGUGCAGAGACUGUUGUGAAAUCUUUCGGUUUGUCUCUUGAGAAGAUCAAGAAAUGCAUUGGUGAUACUGAUGCUGAUGUGGAGAAUGAAGUCCUAAAAGCUGAGCAAGCUUUUCAGCACCAGUUAGGCCAAGAGAAGCGUGGAGUUGUCACAAUCUUUCCGACAUUGAUCAUCAACAAUGCUCAAUACCGCGGUAAACUAGAGAGAACCUUGGUCCUAAAGGCUAUAUGUUCAGGAUACAAGGAGGGAACCGAACCAUUGAUAUGUUUGAGUGCAGAUAUAGAGACCAAUGAAUGUCUUGUGGCAAAUGGUGGGUGUUGGCAAGAUACAACAUCUAAUGUAACGGCUUGCAAGGACACAUUUAGAGGAAGAGUAUGUGAGUGCCCAGUUGUCAAUGGUGUUCUAUAUAAAGGAAAUGGUUAUACCUUCUGCAAGCCUUAUGGACCUGCGAGAUGUUCGAUGAAUCAAGGAGGCUGCUGGUCUGAAACUAAGAAUGGUCUAACUUCCUCUGCUUGUUUGAACUCAGAGACAUCAGGAUGUCGUUGUCCUCUAGGCUUCCAUGGAGAUGGUCUGAAAUGCGAAGACAUUGAUGAAUGCAAAGAAAAACCAGCUUGUCAGUGUGAUGACUGCAAAUGCAAGAACAAUUGGGGAGGAUAUGAAUGUGAAUGCUCCAAUAAUGGUCUCUAUAUGAAAGAACAAGAUACUUGUAUUGAGAGAAGAAGUGGAUCACGAAGCAGAUGGUUCUUCAUAAUUGUGGUUGUAACCGCCGUUACAUGCAUCUUCUUAACUUCUUAUAUAUUCUACAAGUACCAUCUUCAGUCUUAUAUGGACUCAGAGAUAGUGUCUAUAAUGUCUCAGUACAUACCACUCGAUAGCCAAAACAUUAAUGAAGACCCGAACCAGAUAUGACAUCUAGUGGUCAGUAAUGAAGACUGCUGAAUCUUGGUUGGAAUAUUGUAUAACCGGGUAAAGAGGUGUUCUUUUUGUCAAGAAUCAAAAAUUUUGAGGCGUCAAUCUAUUUUUCUGAAAGUUAUUAGUUACUCAAAUAAAAAAAAAUAAAAAAUAUAUGCUUUCAUUGAGAGUUGAACUCAAGACCUCCCGCUUACUAAACGGGUGCUCUAACCAACUGAGCUAUGAAAGCCUUUGAAUACUGUAGGCACCAUAGGUUUUUCAAUCCUGUUUCAUAAAGGUGGUCUUACCAACUAAGCUACUGUUCUGUUUUAUGUUUUGGAUCAAAAGUCCUCGUCCUUAUGUGUUUAUACCUUUGCAUGAUUAUCGCCGUAUGUUAUAUUGGGUAUCAGAAUAAAUGAGCAAUUAAAGAAAAGAAAAAAUGGCAAUUAUCACUUAAAACGUAUCUUAAUUAAAUGACACAAGACACGGAUGCUAUUUGCCACGCGUCGCAUUAUAGCGCAUUUGGGAGGAGAAAACGAGGGGAGCAAAGAUCAGUUUCAUCUCAUCGACGAAGUCAAGCAAAUCAGUCGGUUCCUCUCCUUCUCUACUCCGAAUCAAAUCUCCGGUUCAUCUCCUACUCGACGACGAAUGAAAUCGACGGCUGCUCUCCUUCUCGAAGAGGAAUAAAAUCGAGGCCUUCUCUCCAACUCGAAGACGAAUCAAAUAAGAGGUGGCUCUGUUCGUGGACGAGGAAUCAACUCAUCGGAGACCAAUUUACUCUCCGGCGGUUCCGAGACCGCAAGCUUGAGAGCCGAAGACGACGCAUCAGUUUAACUUCAACUCGCAGAAAGGUCACGAGAGAUUAGGAAGGUUUGUGAUAAACAAGGACGAUCAGAGAUGGAUCAUGAGAGAUGAGCAAGGCUGAUCAUAAACAAAGACGACACGAGCAAUACAUGUCAGUUCAAUGUCACGGGAGUGAAGCCUUGUGGGAGUGAAGUCACGGAGUGUAGUCAUGUGUCUGUCAUGUGUAGUCUUGUUUGUGUCUGGAGAAUUGCUUGUUGUUAUGUGUCACGUUUUGUUUGUGUCUGUCAUGUGUCACGUUUUGUUUGCUUUGUGUCAUGUUUUGUUUUGUUUGUCUUGUGUGUGUAUGUGUCACAAGAAAGUUAAACAAAACAAUUAUCUAUUUCUAUAUAAAGUUCAUCUCGUCU